AUGGCUACAUCAGAUGCUGCAUCUCAACCUAAUCAGGAUAAAACCAUCAAUCCCACUUCCACACUCACUCACAAUCAAACAAUGCCAAUGCCUAAUCCUUCACACUUUCUUUCCCUUAAGCUCACCCCCACCAAUUUUCUUUUAUGGAAGACACAAUUUGAGCCAAUUCUAAUUUCUCAUGACCUUGAAGGUCUCAUCGAUGGAAUUGACACUGCACCACCAUCAACAGUAGGUGCGGGCAAUACCUCUCAGUCCAACCCAGAGUUUGGUGUGGGCAAUACCUCUCAGUCCAACCCAGAGUUUAUUUCUUCGCGCAAACGUGACCAAAUGCUUUGUAGUUUGAUUAUUGCAUCCUCAACUGAAGAUGUUAUGCCUCACAUAGUAGGCACCUCCACCUCCUUUCAAGCCUGGAAAGCUCUCACACAAGCUUUUGGAUCUCCUACGAAUACCCGACUCCUUCAGUUACAUACUCAACUUCAAAAUUUCUCAAAAGGCGAUCUACUAAUAGCGACUUAUCUUCAAAAGGCCAAACUCAUAGCCGAUCAACUUGCUGCUGCAGGAAAACCCCUUGAUACCAAUGAGUUCAAUGCUAUUAUCUUCCGCAAUCUAGGUAGCGAUUACAGUGAUAUGGUCACUGCCAUGUCUACCAGACUCAGUCCCAUCUCUUAUUCAGAACUCCAUAGCCUACUUGUGAGUCAUGAGAUUCGUCUUCAAGAGCAAGCAACUUACUCAACAAUUCUUCCUUCUGCUAAUAUGGUGUACAAAGGCCAAAAUUCCAAUAACACCCGGGCUCCAGCAUCUCCAAAUUUCCACAAUCAUCGAAGUCAAUCAAAUUUCAAGAACAUAUCACAUCAAAACAACCACAGGUCCUUUCAUACCAGGUCUAAUUCUUUGCACCGUGGAUUGCUCCCAACCCCACCAAAUCCUUCAAAUACAACAAGAUGUCAGAUUUGUAAUCAAACAAAUCAUUUGGCUGCUACAUGUCGAUAUCGCUAUGAUAAGCCCAAUGAUGCUUCUGCUCACAUUGCAUCCUUUCCAGCAUAUUCAAAUAGUGAUUUUAACACAGGGUUUCCUGACACUGGCGCAACUCAUCAUGUCACUCCGGAUCUUGCCAAUCUCUCCAUCGCUAAUAACUACAAUGGUCCAGAUCAAUUGAAAGUUGGUAAUGGUAAUGGGCUAAAUAUUUCUCAUGUGUGGACAUCUACCUUUUCUAAUGCCACUCGUUCUUUUAAUCUAUCUCAUAUCUUACAUGUUCCUGAUAUCACAAAGAAACUUCUUUCUGUUCAUCAAUUCUCCAAAGAUAAUAAUUGUUAUUUUGAGUUUCACCCCACUUUCUUUGUUGUGAAGGACUAG
Molecule: messenger RNA, 1353 nt
Organism: Prunus mume (Japanese apricot)
Lineage: Eukaryota; Viridiplantae; Streptophyta; Magnoliopsida; Rosales; Rosaceae
Source: RefSeq, a predicted model, not a curated record